Molecule: messenger RNA, 3835 nt
Organism: Biomphalaria glabrata
Lineage: Eukaryota; Metazoa; Mollusca; Gastropoda; Planorbidae
Product: stimulated by retinoic acid gene 6 protein-like
Exons: 19
Coding region: 411-2339 (642 amino acids)
Biological process (GO): vitamin A import into cell
Cellular component (GO): plasma membrane
Molecular function (GO): signaling receptor activity; retinol transmembrane transporter activity
Source: RefSeq, a predicted model, not a curated record
GUUAGGACCAAAAAAUAAAUGGACAUAAAAGUUCAUUACAAACGAAGCCCUCACGUUUAAAUGGACUCCUCUACACAACCCGAUAUCUCGUUCUAGAAUUGGAUUGUUUCGCAAAGUUUAAUCCAUUUUUUUUAGUGUAACAUCGUGUACGUUUUUAAUUAUGUCUAAAGUUACUGAUAAUAUAAAUUGUGUUUGUGACCACAUCUUUAUUAUGUUUAGAACCUCUGCUCCCGGAAUGGAAGUACUGAAACUAAUAGCUGAAUGUGUCGUUGGAAAUGAAUCUUUCAUUAGAAUACAACCAUUUCAAGCGUCGUUCAGAUUUACUGUUUAAACUGUUUUUCAUUUGGAUACGUGGGUUUUUUAGGGACCUGUUUUUUUUUCUUUUCUCUUAAGAAAGACAUUUAGCAGACAUGGAAAGAUACGCCAUCCACUACAUUAUGCUCAUUCCGUCGAUAUGUAUUAUCGUAUUUUUGUCAUUCCUCGAAAAGAGAAAGUACCGGCCCAAUAAAUGUGGUGGACGACCGGCUCUGAUUAUACCCUUCCCGUCACUUGACAGCUUUGAGAACCGCCUGGCCUACGCCGUGGCCUUUGGAACCACUCUGAACACCACAGUGACUACUGUCAUCUCUCAAUACACAUUAGGUUUUGAGAUACCCAGGUAUUUGAAAGCCCUGGAAGUUUUACUGCGAGCCAUGAUCUCAAGUCUUCUGUUUUUCCCGUACUUCGCUUGUAUAAGUACCAGGUACAGGGCAGUCGGGGCAGUCAUCAAUAUCUGUUAUUGCUUAAUAUGGUUUGGGAUCGAUGUUGCUGAAUGUCAUUCGAAUUUUGUAAGCUCUGACAAUCCCAUGGAAAGCUACAAAGUUAUGUUUGUUCUUCUAUACCUGCCUAACUUCAUAUGUCAGCUGACUCUUGUAGUCUUUUGCUUCUAUAUACUGUACAGGUGUUAUCAAACGAAAUCCUUUAUAAACCAGCACAUUCCAGGAGCAGUUAAACCUCAUCAAGUGGACCAUGUCCGUUGGGUGUUUAGGAAAUCUAAAGAUAAACUUUAUCAAGCAUUGCUCACUGAAUCUCAGACAUCUUUUGUGGAUAGAAUGAACAAAAGCCGAAGACUCAAACUGUUCACCGACUUCACAUUUUUCAAGUACCCAACGAAAAUUGUUUCAUUAGUUUUUUUUCAACUCAACGUAAUUUAUUUGUUGGUGCUGGCUGUGAUUGUGUUGCUAAUUUAUAUCACAUCAAAGAUUGACUUCUCCAUUGAUUUAGUGUAUCAACUGUUUGGUCAGAAAAAUGUAGUUCUAACUGAUAUCGCUGGCAUUUUGAAAGCUGGUCUUUCAAUAUCCCUGGCUCUCACAGUGUUUCAGACACUGUACAACAUAUUCAUGUUUACAAGGAACUACAGAUAUCACAUGUUGAAAUUAUUUCAAGGAGACACCAAAUUUCUGGCUGACUGGGAAUCUUCUGCAAAUUCGAAACUAAUGUCGAGUUUUAACUGUGUUGGUUACGUCAUUGUGUUCUCAGUUUCCAAUUUUUUUUUGAGUUUUAUGGUGGCCAGUUUUAUUUUAAUUCUUGUUUUCGGGUAUCUUUACUAUGACAUAAAAACAACGCAGAUUGGUGAAUUCUUCAAAAAUGUAUUUAUAGCAAUCAGUUUCCCACUUUUGGGACAGAUCUUCACAAUGAUGUUAAGUUUAUUGAGCCGAAGAUAUUUGCUGCAAAGAAAAGUCAAGGAGACGGACAAAGAGCUGCCUUUGAAUGUUGAUAACAGAAAACUGUAUGAAGUGCUGAGCUAUUUCUAUUUGUACCUGAGCAUGACAAGAGGUAUAUUCUCUUGCUUGGGUAGGUUCAUUCUGUCUGCAGCGUUUGGAUUUUUCUCUCUCGGCAGACUUGACAAGUCAAUCUACUCCAGAGAUCUACAGAAGUUUGAUGGAGCAUACGGCACUUACCUUGCAAUGCUGCAAGUCGACAACGCUCACAAUAAUCCUUCAGUGAGACUAUUCACACAUCUUUUGUGGAUUGGAGUUUUGGUAACAAGGUUACGCAAUUCUGGUGGGAAUGACGUGGAGAUAGCCAACUUGAUUGCGACAUUGAACCACAGAUCAACUGCUUCUUAUUCUGUCAGGAGAAAUGCCAGUGGAUCAGACAUUUUCAUGGUGUCUGACCGGAUUGAUUGCAAGUCCAAGCAGGCAAGAACUCGAUGGUUCCUGGCGCAGACUUUAAUCAACAAUCCAAAGCUUAGGCGUGAGAGACGAAAGGGAGAUUAUCUGUCACACGCCAACUUUGAUGAAAUACAACUACACAUUAUGGACGCGAACCAUCAUUUUGACUACAACACCCUAGCAUAACAAAGAUCGAUGUGAUGAGGGGCUUAAGUCUACUUACAAAACACAACCUUACUAAGCGUGUUAGGUCAUUGAGAUGGACUGACCAGUUGGGAAAGUUAGAAAAUUUCCCGAUUCGUUAUUUUGCCGUGUCCUAGCAUGUUGAGUAUGCAAUUUUACAAAGCAUUUAAGCAUGUAUUUCUGCUAGAAAUCUAUAGUUCAGGAGUUAUUGAAUAAAAUAGUAGAAACACAUCAAAAGAAUAUUCUUCAUAAAUUUGCAAGGUGACAAAGGGUGGGAAUACAGUGAAUAGAUUUAUAAGAAGUCUCGUCUGUACAAUAAAAAUAAAAUGGAGGUAACGAAGGUCAACAUCAACUAUAGCGACACCUGCCUCAAAUCUUCUGCGUAAAGGAGUCCCAAAUAAAAUGAGACAAUUAGAAAGUUUUAUUUUCUAGAUCAUCUGAGCAAUUUCAAAAUAGAUCUGGUUCCAGCCUCAGAAGGUCACCUAAACAAUUUAAGAAAAGAUCUAGCCUCCAGCCUCAGAAUCACCCAAAAUUGCUGGAAACUUGAACAAUUGUUUGUGAAGAAAAAAAGUUGAACUCUAAUAAUCUCUUAUUGUGUUAUUGGCAAUUUAUUUAUAAUACAGAUAUUGUUGUUAUUUUCAAAUUCAAAAGGUGAAGAAAGAAAGAAUAGUGAAAUGGAGAAAAGAGAGAUAAAAGUGAAUAUAGAUGAGAGAGAGAGAGAGAAGCAUGAAAGAUAGAAGAAAGAGAGGAUAAUGAAGGGAAUUAGCGAAUAGAGAAGGGGAAAUGGGAAAGAGAGAGACGAGUGAAAAAGAGAACAGAGAGAGAGAGAAGAGAGAGACAGAAAAAAAUGAUAGAAGAUAGAAAGUAGACUGAGAUAGAGACACUUGGAAAAAUAACAUAAAAAGCACUGAUAUAACAGGGCUUUAAACUCAUGAGGACCCCCCUCCCCCAAAUCGUUUAAUGCUUACAUAAAACCAAGUAAGUUUAUCAUGAUAAAAACAUUUUUUAAAUCUCUGCUGAUGUCUAUAGUCACAUUGAGUUACUCAGUUCUCAUUUGCUGUUUUAUUUUCUCUGUUCAUGUUCCCCCUAGUAUUUCUCUCACUUAACUCUGCCCAUCUAACGCAAGCUAUUCCAUGUUUAUUGUUUAUUUAUCUAGAACGUUUUUUUUUUACAGCAAAAACAUUUAGAGCUUGAUAUGUUUGUAUACAUGGUAUACUGUCUUAUGUUCAGUGCUUGCUACAUAAGUGCAAUAGUCCAAUAUCAUCAAACUGCUUCUUUAGUUUUGUUAAUUUUGUUUAAAAUCAAUAAAAUAAAUUUUAAAAAUAUGACCGUUGAAACUGAUUUGUUGAAAGGAACUAAGACACAGAUGUUGUCUUUGUGGGGCAAUGUAUUACAAUUAUUAGCUUCAUGCUAUUAACAACUUCUAGUGGACAACAUAUUAUAGAAACUCUUGAAUUUUUUUAUUUGUUUAAAAUUGAUAACACAAAUAAGGUAUAGCA